This is a messenger RNA of Dichomitus squalens LYAD-421 SS1, 1733 nucleotides long. Its product is annotated as MFS general substrate transporter. Gene Ontology annotation, cellular component: brush border membrane. NCBI's taxonomy places the organism in Eukaryota, Fungi, Basidiomycota, Agaricomycetes, Polyporales, Polyporaceae. The record is from RefSeq and is a predicted model, not a curated record. The transcript has 9 exons. Gene Ontology annotation, biological process: transmembrane transport. Bases 221 to 1660 code for a protein of 479 amino acids. Gene Ontology annotation, molecular function: transmembrane transporter activity.
CGAUUCUUCGGCACAUACCCCUUGAUUCUAUUCACGUACCUCCCAUCAGCUGUUCUUUGAAUAAGGUUGGGCUCGAACCCAUCUCCGUUCCGACAGUCGCAGGCGGCUAGCAGCGUCUUUAUAUACGCGACCGGAUCCACAGUCGACAUAGCGAGACUGCCGCACCUCCCACCCUCUAUCACACUCUUCGUCCCCCUUUGUCGCUGUACUAUUCUGCAGGAUGGGGAAGGUCGAGCGUGUUGUCUUUUUGUCCUUGGUGUUGGACCUCUUCGCUUUCACUAUUCCCCUCCCUCUCUUUCCCCGCAUCAUCGAGUGGUAUACGAAGCGCGAAUCCUCGGAUCUGAAUGGCUUUCUGUCCCGAACGCUCUCCCUCGUGUCAGGGUUUCGAAGCUUGUUAUACAAGCCCUCAUCAAAUCCUCAGAAAUGGGAUAUCGUGUUGUUGGGCGGAUUGAUGGGUUCGGUGUUCUCAGCCUUACAAUGGUUCAUUUCGCCAUACAUCGGCUCUCUGAGUGACAAGUAUGGACGAAAACGCGUUCUGCUCAUCACUAUGAUUGGGAAUCUGCUCUCUGCCAUAGUAUGGCUACAGUCCACAUCUUUCGCAUCGUAUCUGCUCUCCCGAGUCAUCGGUGGUCUGAGCGAAGGAAAUGUACAACUCGCUAUCGCUAUCUUGUCAGAUGUUACUACUCCCGAAACUCGCGCGAAGGCACUCGCUCACGUUGGCAUUGCUUUCGCGAUUUGCUUCUGCAUUGGUCCUCCUAUUGGAGCAUACUUCGCGUCUCGUCCCUUGCCAAGGUCGAUCACCGCAUCCGGUUUCGAGCUGAACGUCUACGCGGGACCAGCAGCUUUGACACUCGUCCUACUUACUUUGGAGACAAUAUUCCUUGUCUUCGCUCUCCCGGAGACGCGUGGUAAAGCUGCUCAGAAGCCUGUCGUGAACGGUUCUGCUAAGGCGGCCGUCAACGGCAAAACGAACGGUACCGCUCGAACUUCAAGACAGGCGACAGUCGCAGAGCGUCUGAAGAUGCUCAAGACUUUGCAAAGGCUCCACUUCCUCUUCCUGGGUAUUUUCUCUGGCGUUGAGUUCACUCUCACGUUCCUGACGUUCGAUUUGUUUGACUGGAAUAACAAGCAGAAUGGCACACUCAUUGGUUCCAUCGGAAUCAUUAGUGCCAUACUGCAAGGUGGCUAUGUCCGCCGUGCCAUGUCGAGAGUCGGAGAGGGGAAGAUGGCCCUGCGCGGAAUCAGCAGCUGCGCACUGGGAUUGAUCUUCCUGACAAUCCUGCCUCACUUUGUCGAGAGCAGGCCCACUAUCGCUGUCCGACUCCUCCAGGCUGCUGCGGUCUGCAUGGCGAUGACUUCGGCCACGGUCGUGAACUCCCUGACGGCCUUCGCGUCGCUGCAAACCGACGACGUCACCGUCGACUCUGACACCGGAAAGGCUAUGAAGGAGCACCCGGACCUUGCGAAGGGCAAGGCCUUGGGCAAGUUCCGCUCUUCUGGCCAACUUGGACGCGCGAUUGGUCCUCUGCUUGCGUGCGCGUCAUACUGGACCUUCGGUCCCUCCUUGACUUACGCGGUCAGCGCGGUCGCCAUGUAUGCUCUUGUUGGGUAUAUGAGACGUGUAACAAGAGGGACCACAAUCACGGUGAAGACCCAAUAGGUUACCUUAUCUUACCAUUCCCGUUGCUACUUGUAAUGCAUACUAUCUAUUGUACUAAGUUAAUAGAAUCGCU